Molecule: messenger RNA, 3508 nt
Organism: Rhododendron vialii
Lineage: Eukaryota; Viridiplantae; Streptophyta; Magnoliopsida; Ericales; Ericaceae
Product: alpha,alpha-trehalose-phosphate synthase [UDP-forming] 1
Exons: 18
Coding region: 456-3296 (946 amino acids)
Biological process (GO): trehalose biosynthetic process
Cellular component (GO): cytosol
Molecular function (GO): alpha,alpha-trehalose-phosphate synthase (UDP-forming) activity
Source: RefSeq, a predicted model, not a curated record
AAUUAGUAGUUUCUUUUGCUCUUCCGCAAAUCUUAGGCUGUCACCUGCAUGGCUGUAAGGCUUUUAUAUUUACCUUUGUAAAGUUUACACGAGUAUUCCGUUGCUCCGUUUCUUUUUCUCUCACUGUGAUAAUCCCCCACCACCAAAGAAUCUGCUGAUUCUUCUCACUCUCACUCUCCCCCUCUCUCUCUCUCUCUCUCUCCACCGACCCUCUCCCCACUUCCGCCUGUUUCUUUUAUCAUCAUCAACACACAGAUCGUUCAAGGUUUGGAAGGCUUGUUCCUAACGCAGGGAGUGGAUUUUGAUCGAAACCCACCUCAAGAGAUCCACAUUUGGUAGUAUUCUUGGUAUUUUGCUCUAACUGACGAGCAGGAAACUUGAUUAUCUUCAGGAAACCGGAACGACUACUUACGUCACUUAAGUCGUUGUGAAAGGUUUUGUGGUAGACUUGGCGUAUGCCUGGGAACAAGUCCAACGGGUACUCAGCAAUCCCCACUAGUAGAGUAGAAAGGCUCUUGAGAGAAAGGGAGCUAAGAAAGAGCAGCAGGGCUUCUCAGUCAAAUGAGGCUACUGAUAUUAGCAGGGGUACAGAGCUCUCUGAGCACGAAUUGCGAUUAAGAGAAGGGGAUAACUUUGGGGCUUACUAUGUAGAACAGUAUUUGGAAGGGGCCUUAGCUGCACGGGCUCUUGGUGAGGGAUGGGAAAGGCCAGAUGGGAGACCCUUCAGGCAAAGGCUGUUAGUGGUGGCCAACAGGCUGCCAGUUUCUGCAGUUAGGAGAAGCGAGGAGUCCUGGUCACUUGAGAUGAGCGCUGGGGGCUUAGUCACUGCUCUUCUUGGGGUAAAGGAAUUUGAGGCAAGAUGGAUUGGGUGGGCUGGUGUUAAUGUGCCAGAUGAGGCUGGACAGAGGACACUUACUAAAGCUUUGGCUGAAAAGAAAUGUAUUCCUGUGUUCCUGGAUGAAGAUAUUGUUCAUCAAUAUUAUAAUGGCUACUGCAACAACAUAUUAUGGCCUCUUUUUCAUUAUAUUGGACUUCCACAAGAAGAUCGCCUUGCCACUACCAGAAGCUUUCAGUCCCAGUUUGCUGCGUAUAAGAAAGCAAAUCAAAUGUUUGCUGAUGUGGUAAACCAGCAUUAUGAGGAGGGUGAUGUUGUUUGGUGCCAUGACUACCACCUCAUGUUCCUUCCAAAAUGCCUGAAGGAUUACAACAGCCAAAUGAAAGUUGGUUGGUUUCUUCACACACCCUUUCCUUCAUCAGAAAUACACAGGACACUGCCAUCUCGGUCAGAGCUUUUGCAUGCAGUUCUUGCUGCUGACCUGGUUGGUUUCCACACCUAUGACUAUGCUAGACAUUUUGUCAGUGCUUGCACUCGCAUUCUUGGGCUUGAAGGCACACCUGAAGGAGUAGAGGAUCAAGGAAGGCUGACUCGUGUGGCUGCGUUUCCUAUUGGAAUCGAUUCAGAUCGAUUUAUCCGCGCACUUGAGGUUCCUCAAGUCCAGGAACACAUCAAGGAACUAAAAGAAAGAUUCGCUGGGAGAAAGGUAAUGUUAGGUGUUGAUCGCCUUGAUAUGAUCAAAGGAAUUCCCCAAAAGAUACUGGCUUUUGAAAAGUUUCUCGAGGAAAACCCAACUUGGCGUGAUAAAGUUGUUUUGGUGCAAAUUGCUGUUCCAACAAGAACAGAUGUUCCUGAAUAUCAAAAACUUACAAGCCAGGUUCAUGAAAUUGUUGGACGCAUUAAUGGCAGAUUUGGUACUUUGUCUGCUGUUCCAAUACAUCAUCUGGAUCGUUCUCUUGACUUUUAUGGAUUGUGUGCACUCUAUGCUGUUACUGAUAUAGCACUUGUCACAUCUUUACGUGAUGGAAUGAAUCUCGUCAGCUAUGAAUUUGUGGCCUGCCAAGAUUCAAAGAAAGGGGUGCUCAUUCUUAGUGAAUUUGCUGGUGCUGCACAGUCACUGGGUGCUGGAGCAAUUCUUGUGAACCCCUGGAACAUAACCGAAGUUGCUGCUUCAAUUGGCCAAGCCUUGAAUAUGUCAGCCGAGGAAAGAGAGAAGCGGCAUCGGCAUAACUUUGUGCAUGUGACAAACCAUACUGCUCAAGAAUGGGCUGAAACUUUCGUAAGUGAACUGAAUGAUACUGUUGUUGAAGCUCAGCUAAGGAUAAGACAAGCUCCACCUCCACUCCCAGUCAACCAUGCAAUCGAACAUUACAUGCAAUCUAGCAAUAGAUUGCUUAUACUGGGAUUCAAUGCGACUUUAACUGAAGCAGUGGACACUCCGGGAAGAAGAGGAGGACAUCAGAUUAAAGAAAUGGAACCUAAAUUGCAUCCAGAUCUAAAAGAACCUCUAACAGCGCUCUGUAGUGAUCCGAAGACAACUGUUGUUGUCCUCAGUGGAAGUGGCAGAAAAGUCUUAGAUGAUAACUUUCGUGACUACAAUAUGUGGCUAGCAGCAGAGAAUGGGAUGUUUCUUCGCUUUACAAAGGGAGAAUGGAUGACAACAAUGCCAGAGCAUUUAACUAUGGAAUGGGUAGAUAGUGUUAAGCAUGUUUUCGAGUAUUUUACGGAUAGAACACCCCGAUCCCAUUUCGAACCACGCGAAACUUCACUUGUAUGGAAUUAUAAGUAUGCAGAUGUCGAAUUUGGGAGACUGCAAGCCAGGGAUAUGCUACAGCAUCUUUGGACUGGCCCAAUUUCAAAUGCAUCUGUUGAUGUUGUGCAAGGUAGCCGUUCUGUGGAGGUGCGAGCAGUUGGUGUAACAAAGGGAGCGGCAAUUGAUCGGAUAUUGGGAGAGAUAGUUCACAGUCAAUCCAUUUCUACUCCAAUAGAUUACGUCCUAUGCCUUGGACAUUUUCUAGGCAAGGAUGAAGAUGUGUACACAUUUUUUGAGCCAGAGCUUCCUUCUGACACAGUAGGUAUGCCAAGAACCAAGGUAACUGAUGCAUUCAAGAUACCGGGGGAGAGAAGGCCCCCUCUGAAGCUUCAAGCUGCUACUAACAAAAGUGGCUCCAAAUCAUCAUCUCACUCUCAUAGUAAUAAGGCUCGAGUACCGCAGGUGCAGCCAAAUGGUGCUGAGAAGAAAGCCAACAACAAUCAUAUCUGUGGAAGUGGGAAUUGGCGGCGGCCCUCGCUGCCGGAAAAGACUUCUUGGAACGUGCUUGAUCUCAAGGGGGAGAAUUACUUCUCUUGUUCUGUUGGGAGGACUCGAACCAAUGCUCGGUAUGUACUUGGAUCAUGCGACGAAGUCGUCGCCUUUCUCAAGGAACUUGCUGAGGCAUCACCAUCAUCUGUCUCAAACUGAUCAGCAAAACACCACUCAGCAUUUUGCUUCAUGAUUUCGUAUUAACCUAGUUGACUGCCUUGUUCUCACAUUUUCUGUAGACAUAUUUGAUCAACAAUUCAUAGUGCUAUUAGAAAUGUGUUGUAGAUAAAUCGUUUGAACUUUGAACAUCGAUGUUUGUCGCUCGAGAUUCCUUUUCUGGUAUAUAAUCCAUCAAAUUCGGUUCUAUUGAA